AAGAAGUUAAUGAUGGAAUUAAUUAGUAGUUAAUUAUGUCUAUGAGGACAUUUAAAACAGGCUAGUCUUAUUAAGGAAAUAAUAACAUUUGGGCCUCCAGGUACUCAUUUGGGCCUCCACAAUACGUGUAGUGGACUGGGCUCUGCAUGCAAAAGUUCAGGUCGUUGUACACGUCACAAAGGCUUGAUGUGUCACCAGUUCAUUGGCUGGUUAGCAACAACCCGUGUCACCACCGGCGCGGCAUCGGUAUAAUCCUACACGGCGGCAGGAGCCUUGUCAAUCUCAGCUCUCCCGGCAACAAAUCCCAGAAGCUUCAAAAUUCAGGGAAGCAAAUUUCUCGUUGCCGUCUUUCUUCUGGGUCCUCUUCUUCACCGUGGAUCUUUGCGGGAUUAAUCGAAGCCGAAGAAAGAUGAGAUCUUUGUUGCCACUCCUUGUUCUAGGCGCUCUUUCCACCUACGUUUUAGCUGACCAGAUCCUCCCAGCUCACGUAGGUGGUUCGUUCAGUCGCAGUUCUCGCGAGCCCAAGUAUAAGAUGGAGUUCCAUCCUGAAGAAGCACCAUUUCAUCCUGAUGAGGAUCAAGAAUCUGUUGUUAUGCCUGAUACAAACGGGCGCAGUUACAUAUGUUACUUGCCUAAGAUAGAGAAAGCCAAGAGUGAGAAGCCAGUCAAUCAGGUGAACAUAACCAGCAUGAUUGUGGAAACUGAGAGACGGCUUAAAUUGAAGACUCCCGACGAGCUGCUUGAAGUGUUCAAAGGCAAAUGUCUUGUCAGACAAGAGGGUUGGUGGACUUAUGAACUCUGCCACGAACAAAAGUUAAGGCAGUUUCAUGUGGAAGACGAGAAGGUGGUACAGGAAUUUGUUUUGGGUAUUUAUGAUGAAGAGGCCACAGCUGCAUUCAACCAGAACUUAAAAGACGUUUCCACCUUGAAAGAUCCUCGCUCCAAAGAUGCAUCUCAAAGGUACCAUGCUCAUCAAUAUACAAAUGGAACUCUCUGUGAUCUCACCAAUCAGCCACGAGAAACCGAAGUGAGAUUUGUAUGUUCUGAGCCAAGAGCAAUGAUUAGUUCUAUCACAGAGCUAUCCACUUGCAAGUACGCCCUGACAGUACAAUCUCCGAUGCUUUGCAAGCAUCCACUGUUCCAAGAAGAGAGACCUGUGUGGCACACCAUCAACUGCAAUGCCCUGCCGAAGACUUACAAGGAAAGCAAAGUUAAGAAAGAUUCAACUGGAGGGGAUAAGCAAAUCUUCAUGGUCACUGAGGUUGAGAAUCCAACCAACGCACAGUCUGAGGAGUGAAUCUAACACUUGGAAGGAGGGAGAUUUUGUACUUUGUAUUCACAUCACAGUCGUUCACUUGCAGAAACUCCGGGCCUCUAAAUUGUUCCUUGAUGUCCAGGUUAAGGGUGGCAAACUGGCAUUUGUGUUAGUUAAGUGGCAUGUAAAUAUAGAAGACGAACCUAUUCUCAGAUAACGGGAUCUUGUAAAUGAAUGGAUUGAAGAGGA
Messenger RNA from Linum trigynum, 1504 nucleotides. NCBI's taxonomy places the organism in Eukaryota, Viridiplantae, Streptophyta, Magnoliopsida, Malpighiales, Linaceae. The record is from the annotation of a GenBank genome assembly.